Molecule: messenger RNA, 1474 nt
Organism: Brienomyrus brachyistius
Lineage: Eukaryota; Metazoa; Chordata; Actinopteri; Osteoglossiformes; Mormyridae
Gene: atp6v1f
Product: ATPase H+ transporting V1 subunit F
Exons: 2
Coding region: 112-471 (119 amino acids)
Biological process (GO): proton transmembrane transport
Cellular component (GO): membrane; proton-transporting V-type ATPase, V1 domain
Molecular function (GO): proton-transporting ATPase activity, rotational mechanism
Source: RefSeq, a predicted model, not a curated record
CAUGUGACCGGAAGCAGCCACGGCGAGUCAGCUGACACCCAGCGCCGCUGUCAUCUUGCUGCUGAUUCAGUUUGUGUUGGUGGAGUGAGUAGAUAUUGUUCGAAACGUAGUAUGGCCGGACGGGGUAAAUUAAUCGCCGUUAUCGGCGAUGAGGACACAUGUACGGGGUUUUUAUUAGGGGGCGUUGGGGAGCUGAAUAAGAACCGCAAGCCCAACUUCCUGGUGGUGGAGAAGGACACCAGCAUCACCGAGAUAGAGGAGACCUUCAAGAGUUUCCUGGCCCGCGACGACAUUGGCAUCAUCCUCAUCAACCAGUUCAUAGCUGAGAUGAUCCGCCAUGCGAUAGAUGGCCACAUGCUGUCCAUCCCCGCCGUCCUGGAGAUCCCGUCCAAAGAGCACCCCUACGACGCCUCCAAGGACUCCAUCCUGCGCAGGGCCAAGGGCAUGUUCUCGGCAGAGGACUUCCGAUAGGGCUGCUGCUUCGCAGGCUGCAGCAGGUUUCCUCUGCCCCCGAUUCCAGGAUAGCCAUUUGAUUCUGUGUUUUGGUUUUCAGGGUGUCAUUUCAUGUUGGGAAAGAUGGGAGACCUUGUUUUGCAGACAGCUAUUCACAGUCAGAUGUGUGGUUUGUGUGGCUGUUCUACAGUUAGCAUGUUUUUAGCCACUGUGUUUGUAGGUGUAAUGUUAGGGGAGACCUGGUCACAUUCACAGAUAUAUUUAUGUGUAUAAUUGUAUUUAAUGUCACCUCACUUUCACAGGGACACUCAAGGGGAAUGUUAUACACUUGGCAGUCAGUAAAUUUUGCACAGUUGCAAAACCCCAAGUGGCAUUAUGGGAUAUGGGACCCCAUCUUACACGUGUGACAUUCGUGGUACUUUUUUCCUGCUGCAUUAAAAGGAGCUGAAUAUGGAAAGCAGUAAACGCACUGCAGUCAGGCUGUAAUUAAAAUGUUUGAGUAUCUGGAAAUCCUGAACUUGAAAGUCAGCGAGAAUUAAUGCUACUUAACUGUAGAAUUGUGAGUCAUGUGACUAGACUGGCCGUGCUUCAGGGAUGGAAAUGUUUUGAGGAAGCAUGUGCGUUUCCUGCGAUUAAAAAUACAUACAUGUAUCAGUGGAGUAUUUUAGUUUAAUCAAGCAACAGAAUUCUGUUUUAUGUCACAAUUUGUAACAUCUGGAAUAUAUUUAUAUAUUAUAUAGGAUACUCUGUUCUUCCGUGCAGUGUGAUGAACUGUUGAAUCUUCACAGAAAUAUUUAAACAACAUACUAGUGAAACCUGGAGUUUAUUCCAAUCAUACUUUUUCUUGUGUGUGACUUUAAAUUGCAAUAGUUGUAAUCUUGUACAACAUUUUCCCCAUAAAUAUGUUGGGUUUAUUAUGCAUUGAGAUUUUUUUAAGUAGCUUUGAGAAAAUCACUGCUUGUGUGAAUCUAAGCUAAUAGUUACUGCCAAUGAUGAAUAAAGGCAGUGACUCUGCAUGCAA